Messenger RNA from Polychytrium aggregatum, 2120 nucleotides. RefSeq lists its product as uncharacterized. The record is from RefSeq and is a predicted model, not a curated record. The transcript has 3 exons. Bases 164 to 1843 code for a protein of 559 amino acids. Lineage: Eukaryota; Fungi; Chytridiomycota; Chytridiomycetes; Polychytriales. Gene Ontology annotation, molecular function: zinc ion binding.
CCAUCUGCCCCGCACCCUCCAACAUUUGCUGCUCUCUCUCUCGCAGCUAACCUGCCCGUCGGUGCCUUCUCCAGCACUGUCUCAAUCCCAACAGCCCACCAAAGUGGACCGCCCAGCUCGCUUCUCAAACAAGAACCAGCAGUAUCGCCCAGAGGCCGCCACAAUGCAGCACGCAUGCAAACAUCUCUGCCAUCUGCUGGUCAACCGAUGUCCGCAGGAUUCGGCCGUCGAUGUGCUGGCAUCGCAGCCGUCCUACCAACCCGGAGCAAAAUCGUCAGCUCCAGCCGUCGCCGACUGCUUGUCCCGACAGGAGGACGACCCGCUGCAUCGCUCGUUCUCGGCUCCGUCCCUGCUUUCUCUUGCCGAAGGCGCCAGCCGAUCAAUUACCGAUGCCGCUUCGCAGCUGCUGUCGGAGCGCUUCCGAUUCCAGAGAAUCAGGAGCCGUCCGUCGUCACCGGCAAUCCAUCGUCUCGCGGCGCUGUCACCACCUUCGCCAUCGCCAUCUCUGGCGUCCCCACCGUCGCCUCUGUCGUCUCGGUCGCCGUCGCCGCUGAGACAGCAGCAGAGACAACAGCUAAAGCUCCCACAUGGGCGACCAGUGAUCGAUAUGGAUGAAUCCGAUGAGGAUGCGGAGGUCCCCGACGAUAUCAGCGAGACACUCGCUAUGGAGCUGCAAUCUCUCAACCCGACGCUGUCGCAAAUCCAGCCCUCGUUCUUCCUGCACGACGAUGACGCUUCUGAAUGUGACUCGGAGCUGGGGCCGGCAUCUUUGCCUGCGCUUCAGAGCUGCCCUGAUGCGGCCGAUCCCAACGCUCCCGCCACCUACGUUCCUGUUCAAGCAUUUUUCUCCCAGUCUCACGGACGCUCAUGGAAAUCAUCGGGGCUCAAAGCGAGUCAUCCGUCGCCUGUGGAUGCACGUCCAAGCGCAGAAACCAUCGCUCCAACGGCCGUGUCCGCAGUGACCCGAGAGGCUGUGUCAGUCCACUUGCAGCACAGCCAAUCGGUGCAGCGACAUCCCUUCACAAGAAAUGCGCCGCUCGAGACCUGCAGAGUCUGUCUUGGCGAGGACUGUGCAGAGUCAUUGAUAGCACCAUGCAAAUGCUCCGGCUCGGCCCGGUUCAUCCACGCGGAUUGUCUGCGACAAUGGAGACUGGCGUGCGGAGCACCCACGGGUCGGCUCCGCUGUGAGGUUUGUCAUACGAACUACUCGUGGAUUACGACGUUCUACGACGACGUUACCUUUGGCUCUGCCCAGAUCAUCUGCUGGGUGGGAUACAUUGUCUAUUACGUCACAGUCCUCAACGCCCUGGCUCAUAUUUCCAUCAGCCUCACAAGUUACUUCCUGCCAGAAGAAGCUGCCCAAAUGAAGGUUCCGCUGGAAAGUGCCUCUGGCGGUCCUGGAUUAUCCCAGAUCGGCCUCACCAUCGCCGAGCUCUACCAAUCCGUCGCUGCGCUUGUUGCGUCACUCCCAGACCCCGAGUCGUUUGCCAACCGCGUCAGCAGCAUGGUCUGGUCUGGCGACCUAACCGCUGUUGUGCGAGCCUGCCAUCCGAUCGCCAAGCAAAUGCGCUUGUAUCUGAGUCCGUACCAUCUCGGCCUCUUUGUCCUCGGCGGCUACCAGUCGCUGGGGCGCCGGGUCUAUGUCCUACCGGUCAUCAUGGCCAUAUUUUACUGGUCAUCGACGCUCACUACCAGCGGCGCUAUCCUGGAGGAUCUAGUUUGGGUUGGCCUGGGAUGCUACGGAUUUGCUGUCCUUGGCCACUCAACAGCGCACCAGAUCCGGUAUCGCAUGGCCCCCAAGAUUGCGUCGCUGAUCAGCUCAAGCGGCCCCAAAAACCAAUGAUCGACAUGACUCAGCCGAGAAGUGCGUUCGACUCGACCUUCAUUGAUGUCCGGCCGGUAUCAAUGAUUCCCUUUGUUGCAUAUUGUGUCAAUCUUUCGUAUUGCUGUGCCAGUCGUUUUCUUGCCGCCCGAGUCUGUCCGCUGAUAGCCACGCAAAAUCAAAGUUGGGAAAUAUACCGGGACCAACUUAUGGGAGUGCAAAGGCCGUGCAUGUACGCUGAAAUCAAACACCACCCCAAUCCCACAUUGAUGUUGCUCCGAGCUCGAGCGUCACAGCC